AUCAGAUUCUCUCUACAGAGACCUCUACAGCACAGACAUCCAGACAUGGCACCUACAAUCACUUCAGCAAUGACCAACUCUCAGGAACAUCUGACUCUGACACACAAGCUCAGAAAGCCUCAGGUGGAGAAGUUACGCAGAGAGCGAAUCAACAGCAGCAUUGAGCAGCUCAAGUCUCUCCUGGGUCCAGAGUUCCUCAAACAAGAGCCAGACUCCAAGCUGGAGAAAGCAGACAUCCUGGAGAUGACAGUUUGUGUCCUCAGACGACUGCAGAAGCAGAAUCAAGCUGUGCACAAAGCAGCUGUCCAUCAGGGAUUCUCCAGGUGUGUCCAAGAGACGACACACUUUCUGUCCAGACAGCAAGUGAACAUGAAGUCCCAGAGAAGACUGCUGAACCACUUCAACAAGCUGCAGCCUUCCUCUGAUAAGAACCUGAGAGAGGCUGACUUCUCUCCUCUGAGCUCCACAGUCCAGACCAGCAACACCAAAGAGAAGAGUCAAGUCAACAGCGCCCCCUGGAGGCCGUGGUAGACAUCUAAAGACUGGCGUUACUACCAGACAAACUGAGACGACCACUUAGGUCAAAUAUUACUGGACUGAAUUCUGUGAGAUUCAUGACAACAACAUUUAUUUUCCAAAUGAGAAAAGUUGAAAUCUAGUCAUGCAUGUUGCAUGAUUUAAAUCUAAUUGCAUCAGCAAUUGUUAUAAAUCACUGGAUUACUGGACUGAAUUCUGUGAAAUUUGAUGAUGCCAACAUAUUUUUCAAAUAAGAAAAUUGAAAUCUUUACAUGCAUGUUGCAUGAAACGCCUGAUUGCAACUGCAAUUAAUGUAAAACCUAACUGACUUCAUUUAUAGGUUCUAUAUAAUGUGGUCCUACUUAUCGUUUCCUUUUAUAGAUCAUACUGAUCGGUUGUAUUUUGUCCUUUAUCAAUUUUAAAAAUUGAAUGGACUCUUUUCCUGAAUUUCUGGUUAAGAAAAAAACAAAUUUCCUUGAGAAACAAAUGAAUGUGGCUUGAAGCAAGUCUGAAGUACAAAGCUAUUUAUCACUUUUUGGUGGUAUGAGGUCAAAUGAUGAUUACCAGCUAACUUUUUUAUACUCCAAUGGUCCACCGUGUGGACAUGGAGAAACAAUUGGGUUGAACUUUUGAUAGUAAUCUGUACAAAUGGAUCUGUUUUAGGAUCAUAAUUUCAUCCUUUGAUCUAAAAGGUUUUCUGAUGUACCUUAAUCUGUCUGAGAUCUCUGUGAUACUUUUUCUUUCUUCUUUUUUUGUGAAGAUUGAUUGAUUGAUCUGGGUUCUAACCUACUUUUAUCACUUUGUGAUUAUCAUAACAUGAUCUGUUCUAAGGUCAGUGUUUCCUCCUCACUUCUUUUAGAAGUGCAGAUAUCCUUCAUUUCAAAAAUGUUUAAUUUGAGUCUGAUUGAUGAUUUUUGUCGUAGUGAUUGGUGACUUUUGUGAAGACGAUUGUUCCUCUACUCAGUUUGAGUACAGUGUGCCUUGGUGAUGUUGCCAAGUUAAUGUUGUGAUGUGUCAUCACGUGGACAUAUCCCAUGUCCUUCUUUACCAUUGACUUUUGUUCAAUAAACAACAAAAAAAUCUAA
Messenger RNA from Labrus mixtus (cuckoo wrasse), 1601 nucleotides. Its product is annotated as transcription factor HES-5-like. The transcript has 2 exons. Gene Ontology annotation, molecular function: DNA-binding transcription factor activity, RNA polymerase II-specific; RNA polymerase II cis-regulatory region sequence-specific DNA binding; protein dimerization activity. Gene Ontology annotation, biological process: anterior/posterior pattern specification; regulation of transcription by RNA polymerase II; regulation of neurogenesis. The coding region runs from base 46 to 531 and encodes 161 amino acids. The record is from RefSeq and is a predicted model, not a curated record. Gene Ontology annotation, cellular component: nucleus. Lineage: Eukaryota; Metazoa; Chordata; Actinopteri; Labriformes; Labridae.